UUCGGAAAUAUACUGGUAGUGAUAAUUGUUUCAAAAAGCCGAAAAAUGCGUUCUCCUACCAAUUGUUAUUUAAUUAGUUUAGCCGUAGCGGAUAUUUUGGUGCUUUUUUCCGCCACUUUGCCUGCUAUUCCCGAACCAUUCUUUGAGAUGCAACAAUGGCCAUGGGGAAGAGCAAUGUGUUCUAUCUUAGUUUUUCUGCAAUAUCUAGGAGUUGAUGCCUCAUCACUGUCCAUAACAGCGUUUACAAUAGAACGAUACAUAGCAAUAUGCCAUCCUAUGACGGCACAACGGAUGUGCACUAUACGAAGGGCCAAGAAAAUUAUUUGUGGUAUUUGGAUAUUUUCUAUCUUAUAUUGUUCUCCGUGGCUAGGUCUUACAAUUAUUAGAAAGGCUGGAGACAAAAGCAUCUGCACUUUCCGACUAGAAAGAGAGCAUUAUAAUGUUUACUAUUUAGCGGAUCUAAUUGUGUUUUAUGCAAUUCCGUUGUGCAUUGCUGCUGUUCUGUAUGCCUUAAUUGCAAGAAUAUUAUUUGGAACUACUAUAGCCUCAGUACGAGGGGGACAACAUCGAGACGCAUCGCAUACUCGAUCGGCAACAAGUUCCAGGAAACAGCAAUCUAUGUAA
This is a messenger RNA of Mytilus californianus (California mussel), 624 nucleotides long. Its product is annotated as thyrotropin-releasing hormone receptor-like. The coding region runs from base 46 to 624 and encodes 192 amino acids. Gene Ontology annotation, cellular component: membrane. Lineage: Eukaryota; Metazoa; Mollusca; Bivalvia; Mytilida; Mytilidae. The record is from RefSeq and is a predicted model, not a curated record. The transcript is spliced from 2 exons. Gene Ontology annotation, molecular function: thyrotropin-releasing hormone receptor activity. Gene Ontology annotation, biological process: G protein-coupled receptor signaling pathway.